AUGGUUACUUUAAGCUGGGCAGAAAAUUUAGUUGGACGAGAUUGGGAAAUCUGGUGGUCUGACAAUGAAGAAGGCACUUCAGGGGACAAUAAUGAUGAUGGGAAUCAAGACCAACCAUCUGGAAUGGAUGUCGACAACAAUGAUUCGGUAUUGGAUGACACGAUGACAGGUCGGGAUCUAGUGUCAUCUACAGUCAUGGCUUCGCUUGAUAAUACCACAGAUGAUCCUGUUGAUCGAAACGAAAAUAAUGACGAAUCGGAAAGUGAAGGGGAAGGCAGUGUCAUCGACGAUUGGUAUGCCGGCCGCAUCUUGUCCUUCGAGCAAUCUGGGCAAUCUUUCAUCUUCAAGGUUAUUUUCGUUGGCGACGAGGAGGAAUAUGAAAUGGCCCUUGACUCAACAAAAGUUCGUCCGAGUGCGAUUGCUUGGAUUAAACGGACAAAGGCAAUUCUUUGCUCGUCUGAAUUCCCAUCUGACUCGGAGCUUCCGCCUGACACAAAUACCGAUCUAGAUUCCACGGCACUGAGUGAAAUUGAAAUGGAAAACGAACAGUAUCACCCCACUUUGUCCAUUCCACAAAAAGGGAGAAAAAAAGCUGAGACAAUAGGAAACGAAGAUUUGCGCAGAGUUCUUCGCAUGAAAUGCUUACUUCGAAGGCAAAUUUAUCUUCGAACUAAACUGGCAAAGAUAGAGAAUCAUGCAGGUAGUGAAAAAUACGUGGAUGGGGAACCAAAUCCCACCGAAACUUACGUCAAUCAUCUUGUGCUAUGUUGCAACGAUCAAAUAGAGUUUUGUGACUGGUUUUGUCGCUGCUGGAACUUCCUUUGUACAAUCUUCUGUGAAAAGUCAAGCGAAUCGCAAUCAGAUCAACCAAGACCUACGAUUGACCAAGUUGUGGCAACUUAUUUCGAAACGGGGAAGAACGUAAUUAUGAACUUUCUGUCGAUCGAUGUAGAAUCGAAAGUCUCGAAGAGGCGACAACCUGUGACAUAUACCACACAAAGCGCCCGCCAGUCAAAGCGAAGAAGGAAAAUGAAGGGCGGAAGUGACUCCUAUGAUGGUGGCCCAACAAACUCAAUUGCAGAUCCAUUACUCCAAACGAUAACGAAUCACUCUGAGGCUUUCUUGAUGAGCAUUGCCGAGGAAAUGAUGAAGACGAUAUGUAGCUUCGUUAUUGAUAAAGCAUUGACAUGGAAGCAUGAUGCGGAAGUGUUGUUGAGGCUAGCUGAAGCCGACAAAGCGCAAGUGCUGAAAUCCAAUGAGGGCGAUGAGUCUGGAUCAGCAGAUUCCAAAGAUGAUGUAACCAAGUAUGUUACUCUGGAGCAAAUCAAACCCGUCAUAGAUUCGGCUAUAGAAGAUGAUGUCAUGGCGCAGCUUGACACCAAUCCCAUGAAGGAUUCAUUGCAAAAGAAGAUGGACAAAGUCCUUGAAACAGAAGUCAUUGCCCGAAGUUUACUCUCCCAAAUUGGAAAUGAAGACGGCGACUCAACCGAUAACAGCGAUAAAAUCCUUUCCAGCCUACAGAAGAUCAGUGAGGAACUUGAAAAUAGCGAGAGUCCAUUGCGCAACGUCGACCCCAUUGGAAAUUCCGAGCAUCCGAUUUCACGUGAUGCAAUUCGUGAAGCGAUACAACUGAGAUCUUGGCUAAUAAAAGUGUGGCAUGCAGGCAAAGUGAGAGAACGAUACGCCUUCAUCGAAGACUUGAGCGAUCAUAUUGCGGAGCCACCAGGUGUUUCGUAUCUUUCUGAAGUGACGGAAAGUGCGCAUCUAGCGUCUCAAGUUGCCGAUGCACAAAAGCAGGCUGAAGCUUUGGUUGACCAAGCCAAGCUUGCAGCUUCCAAGGAGUUGGCCUUAGAGGACCUCUGGGAUUCUUCGACCGUUAAUCUCCAGUCGAUAGCAGGAGUCGAAGAUGUAGCAGCUUCGCUAUCUUCGAAUUCGUGCAUUUUAAUGAACGAAGAAAAACUAGCUCUUCGAAAGGAUGUUCUUUCGUGGGUUGAAACGGCAAGGGAAAUCAUGUCCAAAGCUGGCGAGAAAGGUCAUGACUUCAGUCAACUUGAGAUUCUAAACCAGGAUUGCCAAGAAAUUUUGAAAGGCCGCUCAAAGGGACUCAUGAGAUUGCUGGAAGGUGUCCACCCUAACACCAAAGUAGAAAAGGAAUUGGAACGCUUUGGUUCUAGUGAUAUCUCUUCAAUCGGUGGACCAUUGCUUAACGAGGUAUCACAGUUCUAUUUGACAGCUUUGCAGUGGAAGCAAAGAAGCCAAUCCAUAAUAUCUACACUACGACUCCAUGGUAACACUUUUGCCGGGGAACCGAUGUCGGCACAAAAGACUCCACCCAUGGUCGAUAUCAAGAGAAUCAAAGACUUGCUGGCAGAGUACAAAUCUCUAGGGGUGCAGUUACAUAACGAAUUCCAGGUGCUCGAAGCCGUCGACAAAGAAGCCACAGAGUGGAGCGUCCGACUAUACCAAAAGCUUAAUCAAGAUUCUAUCUCACCAGCAGAGUGCCUUUCCGUUCUGUUGGAACAGCGAGAUUUACGCCCAUCAGGAAUGAUCGUUGACCCUGUUCGGCAUCUGUUUGAUUUGAUGGUUGAUACUCUGACAUGGUAUCAGCGGAUACAGGAGUCCGUUAAGUUUGCUGAAACCGAAGUGCUUGGUCUGACCAAGAAUAAUCGUCCACAAUCUGAGAUUGACCAGAAACAUUCUUCACUCUGUGUUGAUCGCUUUUAUCCUUUACUUGUCGAUGGCAGCGAGGUCUUGCAGCUCUAUGCCAAAACUACUGGGCUUGGUGAUUUUGCGGCAAACCUUUCGCAACAAUGCGAAGAGAUCCUUGAGUCGUUUGGUCUCCGAAAAACUUCAAGGGCUAUCCAACUCGAGAAACUUCAAGUUCAUCCACUCGGAGCUGCAAUUAUAUCGAAAAUGAUUCUACCAACGGAUAGAGAGAACACAAUUUCUCCACUCUUCGUUUUGCUCUGGUAUAGCUGGCAUUUAUUUGUCAGCGAUCUAGUGUGGAGGUCUGGAACUGGCACAGCUAUUGCGAAAACUAGCCAACAGAUGAAGGCACCAACACUGGAAAGCGCACUACAAGUCUUAGCAAAGGAACCCAAAAUACCUUCCAGUCAAGGUCAGAGUUCGGAAGCGCUGCUGAUAGCCACUAAGACAGUCGAAAUCACGCAGAUGGACGGACUCAUCUCGGAUGCUACAGGGAUUCAAGAGGGAAUUCGAAAUCUGUUGUCACAGUCCAAGGAACUGCUCAAGGCGGGGUUUCAAAAAGCUGAUCUCGUUCAACAGCACCUAGCAAGCCUCAAGGAUUAUCUUGCGUCAUUCAGGACCCAAUCAAAAUCCAGUGCUGGCUUCGCAUUGGAUCCAUCCCUUGAUCAACCCCUGGAUGAGGAUAUUAAAACCUUUUCUUGGUUUGUUCGGACGUUUUCUUAUCCCUUCCUUUUCUUGGAUGAAGCUUCGUUCAAUAGACCAAUCGAUAGUCGAAUUCCAUGGAAUGUACUUGUGAGUCUUUAUGAACGGCAUCCCAAUGACCCUGGUGUUCAAGUUGGUUCCUUUGCUCUGGUGUCACUUCGGGUAAAAGAGUUGUAUGAGGCUGGAACACAAUGGCAAGAAGAAAUCACAAAAUUCACAGCCUUGACUAAUCGAGGUGGAAGGCGACGAGUUCCAGGCGCUAGCCCCGCAAAGCCAGAACAAGAUUCUGACGCUUCCUCAAUCCUUCAAAUGGAACAAAUGGGGCGACUUGCUAAGCACCCUAUCUUGGCCAAGAUCGCCAUGCCAAGAGAGACUGCCGUCAAAAGUAUUCUGGAAAGCUCGAAGGAAUUUGAGACCCAGCUUCACGAUUUCCUGGGUUUGGACUACGAAGGAGCCAGUCCUGAUCGGGCAUCAUUCCCAUCUUCUGAUUCUUUGGUUGGAAAAGGAGGGGAAUUCAUCUUGUAUCGAUUGACCGGAAGUCCACUCUUUGAAGAAGUUCAGACGCGACAGCAAAGUUUGAGCGCUGUAGCUGAGCAUGUCUUGGCGGACACUCGUGGAAAGGCAACCUUUGAAUGGAUUUCGAAUGCAGUAUCUUGGAUUCAAUCUUUGGUGGAUGGGGUGAUUGACAAGUCUCCUUUCUCGGAUACUGAUCGGCGCAUGUCCAUUCCAUCCGCCGAAGCGAAGAUGAUCUUGCAGCAAGGAGAAGAGAUAUUUCUGGAGCUUCCGGACGAUCUGAAGAGAACCUUAUCGCAGCAUGGAAUUAUGGUGACGACCAACAAACAAGACCAAACGAUCAAGGUGAUUGUGAAGAAGAACGGUGCUCAUCACAGCUGCGGGGGUACUGUCAUUCGAUGGUGCCCGAUUCUCUUUCAGGCAUUGAGGGCAGACAUCAAGCGCUUGGCGAGAUGGGAAAGCAGCAUGACCAGAACAUUGGGCGAGUUUAACGUCUUUUUCAAGGAGAGCCGAAAUGUUGAGAAGGACGAUGAAACGCUCUACAAGUGGUUUUCCUUCCAAGAACGUGUUGCCGACCUUUUGGAAAGUGGCCACGAUGAAUUGGUCGUGACCCCACAAAAGAAUUUUGUCUCCUCCUUUCAAAACCUCCUAAUCUCCUUCCAGAAGUAUUUGGCUGAACAUUCCAACCAGACCAAGAACCUAAAGUUUGCCAUGAGAUGGAUAUCCGAGAGUAACUCUAUCAUAGACGACCGCUUCCUAUUGCUGGAUUCCCUGCUGUAUCGAAGUUCUCUAGUGGAGAAUGAUGAUUCAGCCGAUGAUGCAUCGCAUGCGGGCGACAAUUCCACCUUUCCUGGGGAUUCCAACCACCGAACCUUUCGGGAUUCCUGUCGUUCCUACAUUGAAAAGGCUCUAAGCAAGGCACUCAAGAUUACUGGAAUGUCCUCCUUACCCGACCUCGCCGAUAUGGAUUCCUUUUGCGCCAUUAAAGCUUGGGAAAUCGAAGGGGCAAUGUUCGAACGUUAUCAAGGAGAUUUCGGAAUCUCCAAGAUAUCGGAAGAAUACCGGGACAAGGCAAGAAGUUUCCGAUGGAGUUUGGAAGCCAAGAACAACGCAUCCUUGUGUUUGCGCAUCCUAAUGGGAGAAUUGAAAAUUGAAACUCUAUUGGACAUGUCUUCUGAAGACCUCUCGAGUCAAAAGUUAAAACUAAAGCGAGCCAAAGCCGAGCAAGCUGCCAAAUCGUCGACCAUGUUGACCAAACCAAAGAGCCCAAGUACAGCAAGUGAUGGCGGGGUCAAAGCCGAAGAAACCCAAUUGGUAGGAAGUAUAGCAGCAGUCAAAGAUGAAGUGGACGUGGAUACCAAAGCCAAAGACGAUGGUGAGAAGGCUUCAGCAGACGACUCGAAGGAAUCUCCUUCUGCCGAGUACAAGGCGGAGGCCUCAGAAACCAGUUCACCUGUUGCUGCUGCAGCUGCUCCAAUCAGCGAAGCUUCUCUGAAGGCAGUCACCCAAGCCUUUAAGUCUUACAAGCCUCCGCCUCCUCCCCCAUCUCUGGUCCAAUCGUCCUUUCAAUCCACAUUGGAUGACGACGAUGCCGGCCAUUAUCAACCUGAUCCAGACGUUCGCAUUAUGAAUUCAAAUGGUGGUGACCGCUUUCAUAUUGAAAUUGUCAAUUUGCGCCAAUCCUUUUGGGCCGCCUUGUAUCUGGAGGAUGAGAAUUCCAACUUUGGGAGCAACCAAUUGAUCCCCUCCAAUUUGAUGGAAAAGGGCCGCCUCAAGAUUGAGGAAUUUCAACGAUUCUUGCACGACAAAUUGGCCGGACGUCGAUGGGCCGCUUUUGCGUUGAGGUUGGACAUUUUGUCGGAUCAACGGGCCUACAAGAAAUUUUACAAGGAAUACGAAACGAAGAAGCGAAUUGCCAUGUUUACCGUAAGCCAAAACACCAAGGUCUUUUUAGUGACCCCUAAGUUCCAUCGAUCGGUCCAAUCCGAAGGAUUGACUCUUUUGAAUAAGACAAGCAGUUAUGCGAUUGUACUGACAAAAGAAACCGUGUUUCUAGAUUAA
Messenger RNA from Cylindrotheca closterium, 5982 nucleotides. The record is from the annotation of a GenBank genome assembly. Lineage: Eukaryota; Bacillariophyta; Bacillariophyceae; Bacillariales; Bacillariaceae.